Malassezia japonica is the source of this 1443-nucleotide messenger RNA. It is a transcript of the gene CTI6, whose product is annotated as Histone deacetylase complex subunit. The transcript is spliced from 2 exons. The record is from RefSeq and is a predicted model, not a curated record. The coding region runs from base 1 to 1443 and encodes 480 amino acids. Gene Ontology annotation, cellular component: Rpd3L complex; Rpd3L-Expanded complex. Lineage: Eukaryota; Fungi; Basidiomycota; Malasseziomycetes; Malasseziales; Malasseziaceae. Gene Ontology annotation, biological process: negative regulation of silent mating-type cassette heterochromatin formation; negative regulation of rDNA heterochromatin formation.
AUGGACGAGCGGAAAUCGGAGGAGCGCGAGGCGGAGCGGCUGGACGCCGCGCCGCGCGACGACGCGUCCGAGAGUGGCGAGGCAGAGAUCAAGCCCGAGGCGCACGGAGACGAGCUCGAGGACGACGUGCAGACGACGCCGCGGCGCUCGCGGCGGACGCACCUCCCCGAGGAGUCCGACUCGGACCUGAAGGACGAGGACGAGGAGGGCGGCGGCGACGAGGGUGUGACACGAUGCGUGUGUGGCAGCACCGACGAAAACGUCGGCCUGAUGAUCCAGUGCGAGACGUGCAAGUGCUGGCAGCACUGCGCGUGCAUGGGCAUGCACACCGAAGACGACUGCCCCGAUGUAUACUACUGCGAGCAGUGCAAGCCCGAGAACCACAUCGAGCUCCUGCGCUCGCUCGGCUUCCUCCCGUCGCCCAAGUCGGCGAAGCGCAACCGGGGGCGCGGGUCCGCCAAGGAGACCGCGCGCGAGCUCAAAGAGGCCAAGGACGCGAUCCGUGCGCUGGCCCUCGACAAUGCCGCGCGCCUGCGCGAGGAGGCGGAGCGCGCGAGCCCCGCGUCGCGCCGCCGCGCAUCGCCGUCGCGCCGCCUCCCGUCCUCGGGCGACGGGCGCACACCAAAGCGGCGCAGCACGAUGAACUCGCGCGAGAUUGGCGAAAAUGGCUGGGAGCCGAUUCCCCCCGAGCUGCUCCGGCGGGGGGACGACAGCGAGUCGCCCGAAGAUAGCGUGCGCAAGCGCAAGCGCAGCCCGCACGAGCCGUCGGUCAGCGACGAGGCCGCGAGCGAGUCUGCGGCCGAGCUCGCCAAGCGGCGCAAGACCCAAGAGCCGCGCCGCGACGAGCGCCGCAAGGGCGACACGCCGCAGCCGGAGGCCCGCAAGGAGAAGAAGGACGAAAAGUCCAAGCACCCCAACCAGUACACCUACCGCAAAGAGCCGCCGCCCCGCCGCGACGCCCGCCGCGGGCGCGAGACGGGCAGCCGUGCCGGCACGCCGCAGCCGGACGCGCCGCCCAAGGGGGGGACGUCGGCGCUGCCCGAGCACCUGCAGCACCUCGCGUACCUCCUCCCGCCGUUUAUCGGCGAAGAAGAGACGCCGCCGGUGCCCGACGCGCCCCGCGCCGGCCUGCCCGAGCCACUGGCGCUUACGACGCCGAUCGACGCGGCGACCAAGAUCCGAUACCCCCAGAAGCGCAUGACGCUCGGCGAAAUGCGCAAGCGCGUGCGCACCAUCAGCGAGUACGUUACGCGUGUCCAGAUCGAGGCCGUGGAGCGCGCGAAGCGCGUGCAGCUGCUGCGGGCUGUGCGGUCCGAGCCGCCCGAGGACGAUGUCGGCGCGACGCCGCUGAGCAUGCAGCUCGUCGAGCAGCUCACCAACGACAUCACCGCGGUGCAGCGCCGCCUCUCGAGCGGGCCGACGGGCGAGGAGGAGGAUGCAUAG